AAUCAUUUCUCUUUUCAGAAAAUGGCAGCAAAACUUAACACCAUUGUUUUCUCCAUUGUUGUGUUACAUUUUCUUCUGCCUGCCCAUAUGCAUUCUAUACACUUGGAAUCUCCUUCUCCACAACCACAACCACCACAGUCGCAACCAUCGCAUCACAAUAGCUCUCAAUACGGUACUACUGAAGGCAGUCUUCAACCUCAAGAGUGCGGACCAAGGUGUGGAGAUAGGUGCUCGAAUACACAAUACAAGAAGCCAUGUUUGUUCUUCUGCAACAAAUGUUGUGCCAAGUGCUUGUGUGUACCUCCAGGUACUUAUGGUAACAAGCAAGUAUGUCCUUGCUACAACAACUGGAAGACUCAGAGCGGUGGACCAAAAUGCCCUUAAUAUCUCCUCUUACUUACUCUGUGGCACAACCUCCAUGUAAUUUGUUAAUCUAUCUAUAAGUAUUGGAGGACUCUUGCAUAAUUACAUCACUUCUCCGUGAUUAUGCAAUGAAUCACUUAAAAAAGUUUACAGCUUUAACAAAACAUUUACUA
Capsella rubella is the source of this 536-nucleotide messenger RNA. RefSeq names its product gibberellin-regulated protein 13. Lineage: Eukaryota; Viridiplantae; Streptophyta; Magnoliopsida; Brassicales; Brassicaceae. The transcript is spliced from 4 exons. The record is from RefSeq and is a predicted model, not a curated record. The coding region runs from base 22 to 384 and encodes 120 amino acids.